UACGGGCAUUGGAUGUGCUCACUCUUUCCGGGUUUGCCUCCUUUCCUACAUUUUUACCUCAUUCUUUUUUCUUUCACCCUUUCCAUUGGAUUGAUGUUGGUUUCUCUACGCAAUUCCGCAUAGAGCUCUGCGUCUUACCCGAGGUCAAAUAGCUUGAGCUUCCAGGUGAUAGAUAGAGCUCAGGUUAGUAGACCUCUCCUCCCUCGCCCCAGCAAUCAGCCACCCACACUCACUCCCCAACCCAUCCACAAAGGUAGGUAGCUCACGCUCAAUAUGCUACUGAGUGCAGCUGGAGCCUGACAGCUCAUCCAUUCUCAAUCAUUUCAUUUCCCACUCUUGCUGUUUUUUCUUCUCACUCUCCUAUCUUGUCUGUAUGUGUAAUAACACUCGAGAGUAGCGUCACUCAUCAUGUUGUUUGUAUGAAUGGAUAAAUAGGGGCUGGCUUGGCUCACCUCCAUGUCUGCAGCUGACAGUGCGACAGGUACAUGAUUCCCUAUGUCGACAGUGAUAGACAUCAAAUUGGCAUGGUAUUGUUGGUACUGUACUGUGUUUCAACGACGACUCAACUGGGCCAUCACUUUAUCUGCAAGUCCCAGUACUCAAGGCAGCCACCUCACCAAUAACUGAACGACUACUGUCUGACCUUUGCUCUCCGCACUUUGCUACCAUAUACCGUAAUAAACCAUAUGCUGUCAGGGGGUCUGCUCCAUCAGCGGGAAUGACAAAGGGUGGUUCACGCUCACUCAGCACUUUGGCAUUCAGCUCCUGCGUUCUCAGUCAUGUUGCCUCUCGCUCGCUAACCAUCUUUGUCAGUCUCAUCGCCAUUGUGCCCAGUCUGCCUUGCAAGGUAUGCCUUGACGAUUCAAUCAGUUGGGUUGAACUUGUGCAAACAUGCAUCACAGAGACAGAAUUCCAUGGUUGAUCAGUAUCAGGUUGUGUUAGACUUAUAUAUAUAUCUCUGGUCAUGCCAGUCCACCUGGCCAACACGGUGGGUUUCACUUUUCGAGAUUCGAACCAUGCAUAUUGACCAUCCAGCUGCCCACUCUGUUCGAUGGAAGUGGUUUUAUCCGCACAGCUCGUCCAACGGUGGAGAUGCUCGUAAGUCUGAAUGUUGGGUUUGCAACCUGUUUGACUUGAUUCUUGUUUCCAUAUCCACGAGUUCUUUCAUCAGUUGUUAAGCAACUCUCCAGGUUGUCCGUCUUAUCUUGUCGUUUUCUUUUACUCUUCGUCAUCCUCCUUCUUGGCGGUCUUCUUCUUGGGCUUGCUCUUCUUCUUGCCAGUGUUUCUGGCCAGGGGCUGCUCCAAGAUCUUGAGAACCUCCUCAUCCUCAAUCUUCUUGUCGGACUCAUACUUCUCGAGGUCCAGAGGGGGUGGGCCACCAAGCUUGGUGAUACCGUUCUUGGUAAUGGCUGCAUGUAGUGUCAGUAUCGACUCUCGAACUGGUCAACCACUCGAUGUGCGACUUACCAAGGGUUGUGAGAUAUCGAGCAACAGGUGAGUUGUCCUUGUCACCGACUAGCUCAUAUUGGCGGAAUACGUUGCCACGGACACACUCGACGACACCAGACUUGGCAUCACGCUCGUCCUCAAGCUGUCGCAAGCUGAAGGGGAAGAUGCCGAAUUUCUUCUGGACCUCGUUGAGGAUCUUUCGCGAGGUGGGUCGCUUGAGACCGUAAGUCUGGUUGGUGCGGCGGUGGAGGGUAGCACGCUGAUCAAGACCCUUCACCUUGCCCGAGCCCAGGCUGACACCGGUCUCGACACCCCAUACCUCACCAACCUCAGGAACACCCUCGCCCUUGGUGCCCUCGGCGGGGGCAAGGACAAUCUUCUUGCUACCCUCAAUCUCGUUGUGGUCGAACAACCAAGAGGUGGUGCUCUCGACGAGGUUGACUUCGUAGGCCUUGGUGACCUUUUCCAGGAGGCUGGUGAUCUUGGCCUGUGUAGGGGCCUUCUGGGAGGCCGCCUUGGCCUUCUCCUCCUCGCUGCCCUGAGUGAGGAGACCAGGGGGGAUCAUCAGUCGCAGGAGAAGCUCGUUUACAUAGUAGUUGGCGAGAACCAGGUCAGCGGUGCGACCGGUAAUCUUAUCGCCAGCCUUGUCCUCUGGGGUGGCAAUCACGGUGUCACAGACAAUGGAACCGAAGCCAUCGAUCUGGGCGCCUAGUUGGAUCUUGAUAGCCUCACCAUCCUUGAUCUCAGUGUUGGCCUCAGCCUCGUCAGAGGUGAGAGGAGUAUAGGGAGUGACGUAGGACGAAGGAGAGACGGUAGUGGGGUGAGAGAAACCUUUUAAGUGGUGUCAGCUUCAGCGAUGUCUCACAGACCAAGUUUUGCGUGUGCGACGAACCCUUGUUGAUCUUCUUUCCUCGGUAAACCUUGGCAACCUCUUCUUCGAUCAGCUUGUCACCCUGCUGGCAGAUGUCGACGAUCUUGGCGCCAGGGACGACGAGCUUAGACACCUCAGCAAGAACCUUCUCGGAGAUCUGAGCGGCGGUCUUGUACUUAGUGAGGGUAUCUGGGUUGGCCAGAGAGUAGUCUGUGUGGUUAUGUCAGCACAAUAGAGCUCAAUGCGACGAAAUUGGUGUGCCCGCGUGAGGCCAUCGCGGGGUGCUGAUGACGAGGGCAUUCGCAGUAAAUGUUGUUGUGUGGUGGCGGGGCAGUGAGGAGCAACGAGGGGUAGCAACGGUCAGUCGUGUGCCUCCGACGGGACAGUCGCCCAGUGCACGGCAUAGCUACAGAGGAGCUCUGAGAUCCUACAUACAUGGGAUGGAAGAGGAGGGGUUGGAUGGGACAGCUAAUUGGGGCUUUUUCCGGGAAAGAACUCACCGAUUUCCUUGGUCUCGGACGACAUGAUGGGCAAUACUUGUUGGCUCGUUAGGUUUAAAAAGGUGAAAGAAGAACUGCAAAUGCAAAUGCCGGGGAAGGGUGGAUGAAAGCUUGAGCAAGUCAAGUCAGGUCGGGUCAGUCGCACGCGCACACAAGAAUCAGAAUCCAAUCCAAUCCAAUCCAAUACGAAUAGCGCCCUGUGUGGAAUGGGGACUUGGAAGUGGGGUUUGAGCUGCGAGGGUUUAGACAACAGGGUUUGGUUUGUUCUACCCAAGGUAUGGGGGUAUUUGGUGGAAGAUACCUAGAGCCUGAAGAGGCAGUGUUUAUUUAUUAUUACCUACUAUCCUCCGGGUUCGGCAUCAGGCAUUUGCCUGUCUACCUACUUACCUACCUAGGUAUCUGCCUGGAUAUUGUCGUGGGUUGUAACUAGUCGUUGUAUACAUAUUUGGCCUCUUGUUGCCCCGGCUCAUGCCUUUCCUCGAAGCCUCGACUGCAGACUAAGUUAGGAUCAGCAAAUAAAUAGGUAUCCAUGCAGUGUGGGCGUAUUUGUGUGCGCAAGCAGCCGCCACAUGCUUGCAGACAAACACGAGCGUCCGUGAGCAAUUCUUGAUGAUGAUCCAAGCCGACGAUAUUCACUCGGUAAACGGUUUCUCUGAUAUCCAUAGAAGCUUGAACAUGUGCUCUGUAUUUCCCCACUUGUUCACUUUCUCACGUUAUAGCCACCUUUUUGGCGACACAAUUCAUUCAUUUAUUGCAACAAACCAAACAGUCUUGGUAAUGAGGGGCAAUGAACACAUCCAUGCCACAAAUAAUGACUUCAUCCAGCCCUGGGCUAUUUCUAUAUUGGGCACCUACCUAGGUAGGUACUAACCUUGGGCUGUCGGCCUCUGUUGGCUAAGUUUGGUUUCCGGCUCCAGGGGGCGGUUUAUUAAGAUCACUUGUGCAUCAUACAUUGAUAACUUGUAUUCAAUUAGAUAUACAUUUCAUGUGCAAGCUGUUUGACUUUGGCCGUUAUGAGUUGUACAUCACAAACCUGAAUAUCAACAUGACAACCUCAAGUUUAAAAGCUUGCAAGACCAUAAAUACAUGACAAAGUUCACAACUAGCCAAGAAAACAAGUAGAUUGGUAAUAAUAGCUCUGUA
This is a messenger RNA of Fusarium verticillioides 7600, 3963 nucleotides long. RefSeq lists its product as hypothetical. The record is from RefSeq and is a predicted model, not a curated record. NCBI's taxonomy places the organism in Eukaryota, Fungi, Ascomycota, Sordariomycetes, Hypocreales, Nectriaceae. The transcript is spliced from 2 exons. Bases 915 to 1178 code for a protein of 87 amino acids.